Siniperca chuatsi (mandarin fish) is the source of this 9634-nucleotide messenger RNA. It is a transcript of the gene nfixb, whose product is annotated as nuclear factor I/Xb. Gene Ontology annotation, molecular function: RNA polymerase II cis-regulatory region sequence-specific DNA binding; DNA-binding transcription factor activity, RNA polymerase II-specific. The record is from RefSeq and is a predicted model, not a curated record. The transcript is spliced from 14 exons. Gene Ontology annotation, biological process: regulation of transcription by RNA polymerase II. The coding region runs from base 1553 to 3211 and encodes 552 amino acids. NCBI's taxonomy places the organism in Eukaryota, Metazoa, Chordata, Actinopteri, Centrarchiformes, Sinipercidae. Gene Ontology annotation, cellular component: nucleus.
AUAGGGUGUGUCUGUGUGUUUCAUAUGAAUCACGUAUCAUAUUCACAGAAAGGAAUGCUGGCAUUCGAAGCUUGUGUGGCGGUGAGGACAGGAGGUUGCACUUUUGUGGCGCACAUCCACCCCUGACCACACACUGCCUCCCUCCCUGCCUGCGUCUCUGGCUCGCGGCUCUGGCCGUGUGCAGUAAUUGGCCACACAGAGCCCAGAUCUCUUUGUUUCGCCUGCAGAGGCUUGCGGUAGACAUGCACAAGCAGUAGGCCUCGUAAAUCUGUGGGACUCCAGGGUCAGGCCCAAGAUUUCAGCUCCGCUCCUUUACAAUGACUUCACUCCCACCCAAAUUCCCACUGUACCACACUCAGGACCCAGGCCAAGAGGCUUCAUCUUCUGACUUUUAUGUGAUAUGUGUAUCACUCACUUGUUUGUGUGUGUGUGUGUGUGUGUGUGUGUGACAGAGACUUGCUGUUUCCUCGCACACCCCCGAUUUAGCACAGUUUAGUAUUUUGAUACUGCUCCGAGGCUGUGAUUAUAUGUCUGUCUUCACUGUUUGCUAGUUUUCUACUUCAUAGUGAAUGCUGCACUCACUGUUUGGCUUGGACUCACUUCACUGGGGUUUUUAAAACUGUGGGUUCCAGACUGGGUCAAAUAUGGUUCAGUAAAUAAAUAGUCUUAACUUUACAGCCCUGAUGAGAUAAUGCGUUGAUUCAAACGCCUGCGAAUGAAUUUAAGUAUAUAAUCCAGUGCAAACUUUAGCUUUUAAUGCAUGAGACUUAAGAGCUGAAAUCCUCACACCAGGAGCUGUAACAGAAUAUUUGAUUCAUGCAGCUGAACUGUGCUUACAGUACAUAUACAUUAUUAUCAAUGUUUUAGUGAAAUGAGAGACGUUCAUCUCUCUAGAGGGUGGGUCCACGUCGCUGUUUCUCUCACCUUAUACCCCCCCCCCGCAGCUGUUACACCACUCUGAUCCAUUCUGAUGAUGCGUUUACGUGUUUCCUUCAAGUCAAAACGUAACAACAGUGUAACUCCAAAUACAUCAAACACGUACUGACUCAUCUACCCUCUGAUCAUUAUUUGCAUUUCCAUAACACGGAACGGAAGGGUCAGUAAACGCAACUAAAGCUCAACAUUACCAUGUAAAGGUGUAGGGACGCGCGGGUGCAGCCUAUAGGCUCCUGCGCAGCGGCUCAGAUAGAUUAAUCGAAAGAGUUAUAUCAUUUCAAAAGUCAAACGUUCUGCCAACAACACCUUGAUGAGUCUGCAGAAAGAUUGGGGGGUAAAAAAAAAAAAAAAAAAAAAAAAAAAAAAAAGGCCGCCUUGAAGGAGAAUCCGUUGCAAAGAGGAGAGCGAUAAAAGUCCUGCAAGAGGCGAGGAGAGGGGAGGGAGGCAAAGUUUUUUCCCUGAAAGUUUGUGCAAGCUUUCACUUUCUAGGCGGGGUUACUGUAAGCUGCAGCAGCAUGGAGUGAGAAACAGGACGGCGAGCGAUUGCAAUGCAGCACUAUACCGAGCUUCCAUCCAACUUAAAUAAGCUCUCCAAUCCUCCUUUCUAAAAAUAACCAUGUACUCCCCGUACUGCUUGACACAGUAUUACCCUACUCACCUUCUAAACAAUGCCUUAGUGGAUGAAUUUCAUCCCUUCAUUGAGGCCCUCCUCCCCCAUGUCCGUGCCUUCUCCUACACCUGGUUCAACCUGCAGGCCCGUAAGCGCAAGUACUUCAAGAAGCACGAAAAGAGGAUGACCAAGGACGAGGAACGCGCGGUGAAGGACGAGCUGCUGGGGGAGAAGCCAGAGAUCAAGCAGAAGUGGGCCUCGCGCCUGCUGGCCAAGCUCCGCAAGGACAUCCGGCCAGAGUUCCGCGAGGACUUUGUGCUCACCAUCACGGGGAAGAAGGCCCCCUGCUGCGUGCUGUCCAACCCCGACCAGAAGGGCAAGAUCCGCCGCAUCGACUGCCUCCGCCAGGCCGACAAGGUGUGGCGGCUGGACCUGGUGAUGGUCAUCCUGUUCAAGGGCAGCCCCCUGGAGAGCACGGACGGGGAGCGGCUGGUCAAGUCGCCCCAGUGCUCCAACCACGGUCUGUGUGUCCAGCCGCACCACAUUGGAGUGGCGGUCAAGGAGCUGGACCUCUACCUGGCCUACUUCGUCCACUCACCAGAACAAUCAGGACAAUCAGACAACACAAACCAGCAAGGAGACACAGAUGUCAAGCCCCCACCAAAUGGCCACUUGAGUUUCCAGGACUGCUUUGUGACUUCAGGGGUGUGGAACGUUGCCGAGCUGGUCCGUGUGUCGCAGACCCCGGUGGCUACAGCGACCGGUCCCAACUUCUCCCUGGCUGACCUGGACAGCCCUGGCUACUAUAACAUCAACCAAGUGACCCUGGGACGGCGCUCCAUCACCUCCACCCCCUCCACCAGGACUGAAAUGGAGCUUUAUGCAAGUCUCCCACGGAGCUCCAACAAGCGCAAGUCCAUUGACGACAGUGAGAUGGAGAGCCCGGUGGACGAUGUCUUCUACUCAGGCCGUUCCCCAGCGGCUGGCAGCAGCUCUCAGUCCAGCGGUUGGCCUAAUGAUGUGGAUGCAGUGCAACACCAUUUGGCCAGUGUGCAGGAGAGGAAGAUUAAGCAUGAGAGCGAUGGAGUGCAGUUUCCUUACCAUGGACUCUCAUCGCCUAGUUCUCUUAAGAAGCCGGGGAAAUUCGAUUUCAGCGCCCUGUCCUCCCAGACGAGGUCCCCCCGCAUGGCGUUCACCCACCACCCACUGCCAAUGCUGGCGGGAGUGAGACCAGGGAGUCCCCGUGCUUCAGCCUCGGCCUUGCACUUUCCGUCUCCCUCCAUCAUCCAGCAGUCUAGCCCUUACUUCACCCACCCAACCAUCCGCUACCACCACCACCCUGGACAGGACCCCCUGAAGGAAUUUGUGCAGUUUGUCUGUGCUGAUGGCUCGGGGCAGGCCGCCGGACAGCCAAACGGGAGCGGCCAGAGCAAAAUGCCAGGCUCCUUCUUGCUGCCUCCACCUCCCCCAGUGGCCCGCCCAGUGCCCCUCCCUAUGCCCGACUCUAAACCCAACAGCACGCCCCCUGACGGCGGACUCUCCUCGCCCGCAUCUCCGUCAUACUCCACGCCAGGCACCACAGCUCCCAACAGGUUUGUCGGCAUCGGAUCACGGGACAACAACUUUCUGAACAUCCCGCAGCAGACACAGUCUUGGUUCCUCUGACAAGAUCUGUGUACAAACCAGCAACUACAAUUCUUUCUUUACAAUCGGAAAUAGAAAAACAGAGAAACAACCCGCAGGAUAAUGACUGUCCCCCAACCAACCAACCCACCGACCGACCCUGACAGUACGUCUCACCUGAUACAAAAUACAACCAAGCAAGGAAACGCAGGAAAUUACAGCAGCGUGACGCUUUUAGAGGAACUCUGGACUCAUUUAACCAGUCAGAAGGAGGACCUGUUUCGAGCAAAGAUGGAUAGAUGGAAAGAUGAAUGGAUGGACAAGAGGAUGCCAGGAUAAAGAAGGGGUAAGGGGACAAACAGCAGCAAGCAGGCAUCUCUCCUGAAACCACCGAACCAGCACAACUCGGCAGCAACGCAGGAGGAGCCUGACGGAGGAAAAAGCAGUCAACUUCUCCUACUUCGUGAGGACGCAUUGUGUAAUGAAUGGCUAAGAAAAUCAACUGUCCAACAAUAUAAAAAGGUUUCCACACCCCAGAUUUAACAUUUAAGCUACAAAGCUUUGCCCACAAUGAAUCCACAGCCUGAUCAAAGCAAAUACACUAUUUGGUUUCCAAUGAAAGCUGCAGUCCGUGCUCCUGUGAUGUCUGUCAUCACCCAAAACAAAAUCAAAUUGACCAAUGUUUCUCUCCCUCUGAAUGACCAUUGACUCUAUAAAGUCCCUUUUUUAUCCUACUGCUAACUAGAGAGAGACCAUGCCAAAACAUAUCUUGAUUAAGAGUUGCACUAGAAGCUGAAUCAAUUAACACUAAUCUUAACGAUGUGCACUAUUUACCUACAAGGCAUGGGAGGUAAACCACACUUGCCUAUUAAGAGUUUUAAAGAGGAAAAAUCAAGGUACAAGAAGCCUUCACGUGUUCUCGACCCCCAUCGUUCAGUUUGACAAAUCGUUGGCCUCCGCUCAUUCUCACGUCUCCCCGCACAACACACACCCAGAAAGAUCACAAUCUGUGCCAUGACCACAGCAUGUAUGUACAAUUGAAAACAAUCACAGUUGCCCAGUCGGACCUUUUUUUUAGAUUGUAGUAUUCAUUAGGUGGUGGUGUUGUGUUAUCAUAUUUUCAUUUUAUAUGCACACAGUAAGCCCAGUGAACUCUCGCUACCUAUUUGAUUAGAUAUCCAAACAUCACACACACACUGAAAAUCACAGUGUGAGUACAUCAAUACUGACAGUUUUCACGACUAUAGACAGCAGCUAUUGGUUCCCCCUUUGCCCUCUUGUAAUGUAGAUGAAUGAUUUUGUUAACUCUUGUGUGUUCUCUUAUUUGAAUUUAUUCCUUUCGGAUUUGUACUAUUUUAUAAUUGUUUUGUAUUUGAAUGACAGCACCUUAUAGAGAAACACAGUAACAAGUGGGAUGUUAAAGUGGCGUAAACAGGGUGGUUCGCUGACCUCGAUCACAUAGUACAUGCAAAAACUUUAAGAAAAAGUUUGACAUUUUGGGAAAUACGCUUAUUCGCUUUCUUACCGAGAGUUAGAUGACAAGAUUGAUACCGCUCAUGUUUGCACGUUAAAUAUGAAGCUACUGCCAGCAGCCGGUUAGCUUAGCAUGGCAUAAAGGCCGGAAACAGAGGGGAACAGCUAGCCUGGCUCUGUCCAAUGGUAACAAAAUCCGCAAACCAGCACCUCUAAAGCUCAUGUUAAUCAUGUAACAUCUUGUUUGUUUUAUCUGUACAAGAACUGAAGUGUGAAAAUGAGAAAUCGCCGUUUUAUGGGGUGUUGGGACCUGGCAACUGGUCGCAACACAGUUGCGCAGCCUUAGAAGUGCUGGUAGGCAGAUUUUGUUACCUUUAGACAAAGCCAGGCUAGAUGUUUUCCCCCUGUUUCCAGUUUUUUGCUAAGCUAAUUAACCAGCUGCUUGCCAUAGUUUUAUCUUUAAUGGACAGACAUGAGAGUGGUAUCAAUCUUCUUGACCAGCUCCCAGCAAGAAGGCAAAUAAAAGUAUUUUCAUGUAAAAGUUUGACAUGGUUUGUUUGUUCUCGGUGCCAGAUAAACCUAUUUGCCACGUACUGUACCGGAAGACCACACAAUGCAGGAUUUUGACAAUCACAGGAAGCUUAUUUUCUGGGAACUUACCUGCUGAACCAUACAAAAAAAAAAAAAAAACUCGCUGCAUGUACUAUUUGACCCAGGUACAGCCGGUGGUGAUAUGCGAGUGAUAGAAAAACAGAACCAAGGAGGGAAGGUUGCUGAAGAUGAGACCCAGAGUAAAAGAGAGAGUAGCUCUUCUUUCUGUCUCCCUAAAGUUUACCCUGUUGUUUACACUCCCAGACAGGCCGCUGCUCCAAGAGCAGAGGGAGCCACACUGUGGAGCAAAAUGAAUAUGUGACAUAUCUGGCUGUUUUCGGAGAGGGAACGAGGGGCUCUAAGGCUAGCAGUAGGAGGAUCGCUCAUGUGCCCAUUUUUGUUUUGGUGCACAGUAUCAGGUUAAGGAUAUCGGUUGCUAUGGUAACCCCCCAACACACACACACACCAGCACUCCCCCCUAGCUAUUGUGAAUCAAUGAGUCCUUAAUGAUCAAAACUGCACUAAAACAAUCAUGCCAGCCAACCAUGUGAGUUUCUUUUUCGUAAGAAUUACAGUAGAUUGACCACCACUUAGUGUUUCAAAUCAGUGGAUGUAUCACUGGGAUGGAAACACUUGUAGAGCACAGAUCACCACUUCUUAAACACACAGACUUAUAAAAGACCACUCACUAUUAGCGCAAACACAUCCCCUGUGCCCGACUGAAUUCAAAGGGAAGUCUUAAAAAUAGACAAUCUGAGGAGGCCUUUAUGCUUUUAAUCGUUUUACAUCAUUAGCCCAUACAUAUUCUGACUGAUUCAGUUAUUUCCUAUUAAAAGUUGAAUUCAUAUCACCCAUCCAAACCUCACAAAAUAACUGGACUGCCUGGCCACGUUCUUCACUGCAGGGAAACACAACAUAGUUGGCCAACCGACUGGCGACCAUCUCAUCAGCUUCGUAGAGAGAACUAGCUCUGCUGAGUAUGACGUUAACGAUGGCUAAGGUGAUUUCUUUUCUAAUCUAUGGAAGUGCCUCUGUAUUCCCAUUAUGCAAUUUGUCAAACAUGAAUUCAGGUUCUUUUUCUCACAUAUAAGCUAUAGUGAAUGGUGAAACAUUUAUGUCAGGAGAGGGAGAAAAAACGGUGACAGCUCACUAGAUAAUCGCAAGCAUCUUUAUAUAUAAUACACAUAUAUAUUUAUAGAUAUAUACUUUUUUUUUAUUUGCAAGAUAAGCUCUGUGGCAGUCUAGUUAUUUUUUGAAGCAUGGCGUACAUCGCACAGUCAUAGGAUGCAUCUCAAAAACCGCUGAUUAGAGCUAAAGUACCAGUCUCUAAACCCACACUCGUGUUAAAUGACAUAAAAGAAAAUCCAUGGCAAACACAACAAUAGAUACAUAGACAGUGAUGAUAAUGUAGUUGAGGGGGAAAAAAAGAACAGAUUAGGUUUUGUAGUUUUCUUUCUUGUUUUGAUGGGAAGUAUUGUUCUUGAAACUAAAUGAUGUAUGUUGAUUGAGCCAUGUGCAAUGCCUUGGUAGAGGAAUUGUGUUUGUUUGUUAGCGAUUGUUUGAGGGUGUCACGAGAAAAGAGGGAAAACCCUCUUAAGUUUUUUUUUUUUUUUUUGUUUUUCAAGUCCACAUGCUCUGGGACUCUAAAUACGAGGGCAGCGAGAAAAGAAUCCCAGUCUUUGUAAGUAAGUUUGGGGAAAUUGUUUUUAAUUUCCUUUUGUUUGUUUUUUUUUUCUUCCUUUUAUUACUUUUUUAAGAAAAAAAAUCAUUUCUAAUGAUUUGUUUUCAGAAUGUGGGAGGGCUGAAGGAACAAUUUUGCAACUCAUAAAAUAUAUAUCACUAUGAAAACUGGUGCUUUCGUAAAGAGUAAAGUACAUUCAAUCUCUAUUAUACAUAAAUAAUAAACGAAAUUAAGUGUUAUCAUAAAAGCAAAUUUUAGGAAAACAUGCAUUAUUCUAUUUCUCUUUUUGUAUUUACUGAGGGGGGAGGGGUUCAUUGUAUGAAAAGGUUGUCGUGACAAAAGGCAUUUUUCCCCCCCAACCUUUACACCAUAGCCGAGGAGCGGUCGUAGGGAAAAGAAUCUUGUAAAAUGCAAUUUUUUUUCCCAGACUGUAUCAUCCAACACAAGUGAUCCUAAUUUGUGACAAAGACAAGAUCUUCCCCAAUUUGGGAGAUGCACAAGUAUGGACUCCCGCUGCAAAGAAAGAAAGAAGAAAAAAAAGACAGUGAAUGAUGAUAUCUGGCGAGAUUUUUAUAUUUGGUGUAAAUGUCUAGUUGGUUCAGCAAGAGGGAAUUAGCGGCCUCUGUCUGGUCAGCUGGUCUGCUGUCAUCAAUUCAAGUGAACCCCCACCCCCGAAUCCCCAUCUCCCACUGUAAAUGAUUAUAAAUAUUUGUUUGGUGAUGUAGUGUUAUAGACUCAGAGCAUCUUAAAGGUUGUCCCUAAAAAGUGCCUUUUGUUCACAGAUUCCAUCUUGUAAUCCUGAGUGCCCAUCUCAAAUGAAAAAAUAAGUCCCCUCCUUCAUACUUCUAUAUCUUUCUCUUCCUCUUCUUCAAGCUUUUUAAAGCAGUAUACAUAGUACUAAAGGAAAUUGGUGUGAUUUAGUUCCUCUUUUUAUUGUUGAAUAAUUAAGAAAAGCAUAAAAAAGCACAAAAAAAAGAUAUUUUCUGUCUUGCCUCUCUUCCUCUGUAUCUUGUCUUCUGUCUAUCUUGGACACUGGAGUAGUCUGUAGCCGCGUAACCCUCCUCCCCUCCCCCCCUCCCUUUCUCUGAAUGGCGGGGUUUCAAAAAAAAAAAGAAUACGCAAAGAUUUUUUUGUCUGAGCAGAAUGCAGUUAGCUCACAUGUUAUUCUUGUCUGUACGCUUCACAUUGUAUUACCAUACCCAUCUUCUUCAGCUUCUCCAUUCAACAGCUAAUGUAAGUGAACAAGUUACACCACGGGGCUCUGGGCUGUGCUGAGGUCAGGGCAAAGGAAUUGUUUUCCCCUGGGAGCAGUCAAUGACAAAUCAACCCCGGUGGAGGGAGAAAAGCACUCACGGGAACCUUUGGGUUUUGGACUUAGGCGAGGGAGAUGACCAAUAGGACUGCUAGUAUAGGCAGGUUUGUUUGUAAUCCUUGUUUCUAUCUAUUUAUUUUUUUAUAAUUGAAUUUGGAUUUGCUUUUUUUUUUGUCAUUGUUACUGCGUAUCUUAGGCAGCAGGAAGAUGCUGCAUUGAGACCUUCAAUUAUGCACCUUUCUAGUGGUUGAAUGAGACCAGCGAUUUAAAACAAAAAAAAAAAACAAAAAAAAUGAAAAUGACUCGAAGCACCUUAUAAGCGGACUGGUUCCACAGCACGGUGACCGAAAGGCUCAGAUUUAGCACAAUCAUAAGAAAAUGUAACACAUUGCUUCACAAUGGUGUAUUGAUUCACCACCAUUCUAAAUCACAGUGUUUGAGAGACACAUUGACCAAAGUGAUAUGGUUCCAAAAGUUGUACAAAACUAGAAGACUUCGGUGACUAAUAGUGAAAGCACCUUGAAAUUCCACCAGCAAAAUCAAGUGAUUACAGAUUUUUGUCCUGGAAAAAAAAAAAACACGUGUGUAUAUAUAUAUAUAUAUAUAUAUAUAUGCAACUUUUUAUUUUUCCUUCAUCAAGCAAAUGAAGCCAGCAGCAGUAUUAUCAAUCAAGCCUCGACAAGUAAAAGCGCCACAGUUGAGAAGCCAUAUCAGAGAUGAACAGGUUGCACGGAGGUGUAUGUGUGUGUGUACUUGUACUUGCUACAUAGUGAGGACUGAAGUUUUUUACCUACAGAGUGAGGACAUUUUUGGAAAGUGAGGAUAUUUUGGCCGGUCCUCACAACUUCAAAGGGCUGUUUGAAGGUUAAGACUUGGAUUUAAGGGUUAGGUGAGGGUAAGGGUUAGGCAUUUAGUUGUAAUGGUUAAGGUAAGGGGCUAGGGAAUGCAUUAUGUCAAUGACGGUCCUCACAAAGAUAGAAGUACAAGCUUGUGCGUGUGUGUGCUUGUGCGUGUUUUGUUAAGGGAGGUUGUCUACAGUAUCUGCCCCUGCACCGUUCAAAGAGCCCAGUCGGACCCUGUGGCCGAACCGUCCGCCGUUUUAAAAAAAAUUUCCUUUUGUUUGUUUUUAACACGUUUAGUAGGAUGCUGGGCCGUGUUGAGUGAUGUGUAGACUGAGCCCCCUGGCCGGCCUAACCCCUCGCCUCUGGCCUGUAUCCCCUCCCGCCACGAUUGCUCCUCCUCCUCCUCCUCCACCCUUGGAGCAGCGUCCCAUCCUUAAACACACCCCCCAGAGCCCAUGGUGAAAUGCAUGUGUUAAUUACAGUUUCUUUUCCAUAAUAAUAAUAAAAAACAGUUUGAAGAGAGCAACCCCUUUACUUGAUUGAAUAAAAGGAUGUUCUUGACUGUA